Molecule: messenger RNA, 1199 nt
Organism: Neltuma alba
Lineage: Eukaryota; Viridiplantae; Streptophyta; Magnoliopsida; Fabales; Fabaceae
Product: F-box protein SKIP5-like
Exons: 5
Coding region: 105-914 (269 amino acids)
Molecular function (GO): protein binding
Source: RefSeq, a predicted model, not a curated record
GUUUGUCGUCGGUUGGUCGUAAUGCCGAUCAAAUAAAAUUUCGGGAUAGGGCUGACGAGGAGGUCGAACCAAGCGCGGGUCCGAUUGAGGGAAGUAGGUGGGCAAUGGAGUUGGAUCCGGAUGUGGUUCAGAUGAAACCGAGCAUCGCUGAAGAAGAUAAGGGAAGGUGGAAGCGAAGUUUGAGGAGAAGAAUCUCAUCUUCUUCAUCCUCAGUUGCUCACAUCAAUAAUCUCGACGAUGGUUGUCUUAUGCACAUCUUCAGCUUCCUCUCCCCUAUUCCUGAUCGCUAUAACACCGCCCUCGUUUGCCACAGAUGGAAUUACUUGGCAUGUCAUCCUCGCCUGUGGCUUCGAGUAGAUCGAUCAGCCAAAGACUUAUCUGAACCUGGUGUUUUCCCCAGCAUUGAAACUGCUGUUUCUGCUGCUAGACCAGGUGAUACCAUUCUAGUUGCAGCUGGAGGGAGCCACCGGGUCUCUAAUAUUCAGAUAAAGAAACCGAUCUGCCUAAUUGGUGCAGGUGAACUUCCAGAUGACACAAUGCUCAUUUGUUCUCGAGGUUCAGACAGUGCAUUGGAGCUCCUUUCCACAUGCAAACUAGCGAAUCUAACGGUGAAGGCAGAGCUUGGUUGUUGCUUGCUCCAUAGAAAGGGAAGGCUGACUAUAGAUGGAUGCAUACUUCAGUGUGAAUCUGAUCCUCUGGAUUACCUCUCAUGUCCCAUUGUGAGUACAGCCAGUAGCCGUGAGGUGAUUCCCUCAUCCAUGAAGAACAAUGAUGAUGGUGUUUUUGUUUCUGAAACCCGGAUUGAGGGAGGUGCCAAAGCUGUUCUGACAAGUGGCGAUCUCGUGCUGCAACGAGUCAGGGUAAUUUAUGCUCGAACUUCUCUACUUUUCUGGUUUGAUGUACAACACACAUGAUCAGCUUUUGUACCAUCAUUUGACUUUGUUUAUUUUUGUUCUAUUAGGCAGUUAUCUGUAAUUUAUGACAUUUAGGAUUCUUUCAGUGGCCUUUGCUUUCUUUUCAAGUUAAAGUAUCUGUCAAGCAGAAGGAAUGACGCAAUGCAAGAUGUUUACUUUAGAGAAUCUUAAACGUCGCUUCUGCUGUAGUUGUAUAUAAUUUCCAUCUGCCUUUUUUUUUUUGGGACUGGACAUCUGCCAUUUUUAUUUUCAAUGGAAUUCUCGGGCAGUAAUUUUCUUCUUGUA